AUGGGGUCAGAUUCUUCUGUUAACAAUGGUUAUAUCAUUGAUAUCGACUCUGAUUUCGGUGAUUAUUCAGAAGCCGAUCCGACCAACUACUUUGCAAAUCUCGACCUACGCUAUUUUGCUGCCAAACCAAAGGAAAUGCUAACCGAGAACACUGAGUUGAAAGAAAAGUGUUUGGAGAAUGACAACCCGGUUGCUCAUUAUAUCGAGGGGAUAAUUAAAUACUUCAUAGAGAAUGAGCAACGUGCAGGACUCCGUCAUUUCCGACAAGCUUCCAUUGGGAAAAAUGAUGACGGUACGUUAUUUUACGGUUUGUUAAUGAUGGUUCGUGGUCACUAUUGGAAGAGGCAAAAGUACAUGGAUAAACUUCGAUGGUUGGAAAAACCAUCGAGGUCCAAUCAAAGCUGGGAGAGAAUCAAGAACUCCCUAAGUGCAAUUCCGUGUAGUUUCACUCAUGAUGACUAUGCGGAGAUGAGAAGCCCGGCAGCCUUUGUUCCUAUUCUAGUUGGAUCGGGUUUUAUAGUGCCAUUGACAUCAGUUUUCCAUAGGGUUAACCAGAGCAUCGAAUCCUCACAGUCGUCUACCACCUAUGCUGCAUUGAAUGGUGCACAGGGUCGUAACCUAGCGUCACCUCAGACACCAUCUACUGCUCCAGUCCGUCUGUUUGGGGUGGAUUUGACUCUAAACCAAACAUCAAGUUUAUCAGUUCAAAGAAGUUGUUUGACUAACUCUAAUUUGUCAAUCACUAGAAAUUCUCAAACUACAAAACCUGUGAUCGAGAACUCAAAGAGAAAAAGAAAGCCACCGCGCUCUGUUUUGAAUGAUAUUACCAAUAUUUCACAUUCAUUCUCGAAUGAAAACGAAGAAACACCAACAAACAUAAAUGGUGAUAUCGAUGAGGAUGACGAAAUCCUUAAUGAGGAUUUUGUUGGAGGUAUCUCUGAUGUAGAAGGUGAGCUUGAUUUCGAUUGUAGUUCUCAAGAAACUUCAGACAGUGAAAAUGAACCAGACAUUGUCGAGGUUCAUGCUACUCCUGACACUGAUCCAUAUCGUCCAGCACCAUUUUCUAUGAAAUCAAUUUUGGAACGAUCCCAAAAACGUUCACAGAGCUCAACAAAGGUUCUAACUAAACCAAAAGAAGAAGAAUAUCUUGACGAGGGGGAUUCUGAUCACUCAUGUAGUCAUUGUGGCGCAAUAUUUUGGUAUGGUGAAAGGUUAAAAAGACGUAGAAAUACGUCUACACCUACAUUUUCACUAUGUUGUUUACAAGGUCAAGUUUAGUUGCCACUACUAAAAGAACCACCAGAGGUGCUUAAAAAUCUGAUGGAAGGAGAUGACCAAUUAAGCAAGCAUUUCCAAAAUAACUUGAGGGCUUACAACAUGGCUUUCUCAUUUACUUCACUUGGGGGAAAAGUUGAGAGAUCAGUUCCACAGGGCAAAGGGCCUUCUAUGUUUCAGCUUCAAGGGGAAAAUUAUCAUCUAAUGGGAAGUCUACGCCCUAAUGAUGGAAACAAUGCCAAGUUCGGUCAGCUAUAUAUAGUGGACACCGAAAAUGAAAUUCAAAACAGGGCUAACUGUCUCAGAUACCGUAAAAUAUGUCUGGUCCUAAUAUACAAAGGGAAAGCCAAGUUCAAUGCAAAAAAGAAAUACAGGCUGAAGGAUGAAAUUAUUGACAUUUUGGUGAAGAUGUUAGACGAAGUUAAUCCUUAUGUGAAGCGGUUCAGAUCAGCUAAAGAUCGCUUUAAGGCAGAUCCUGAUGAUGCAUUUCAUAUGCGAAUUGUGAGUGACCGCUUAACGGAUGGAAGAACUUAUAAUACUCCUACGGCUACUGAAGUUGCUGCACUCAUACCUGGUGAUUUUAAUCUAGAUAUGGAUAACAGGGAUAUUGUUCUUCAACAACAAUCUGGCAAGCUUAAACGGAUUAACGAGAUUCAUGCUUCUUAUCUAGCUUUGCAAUACCCUCUACUGUUUACUUAUGGAGAAGAUGGUUUCCGACUGGGUAUUAAGAAAGGUGUAGCAGCAUCAAAAAAACUAAAAAAGCCUAAUAUCAGUAUGAGGCAGUUCUUUGCUUUUCGACUUCAUGAACGUAAGGGUGAAUCGCAUUGUCUCCUACAUGGUAGACGACUCUUUCAGCAAUUCAUCGUUGAUGCUUUCACAACUAUUGAAUCAAACCGCUUGCGCUAUCUAAAGUUUAACCAGUCAACUCUGCGGUCUGAUAGUUAUGAUUCAAUAAAAGAGUCUGAAAAUGCUAGAAUGACGGAUAUGAAUGAGCAAGGUUCAGAAUUCAUUUUGCCAGCUUCUUUUGUGGGGAGUCCUAGAUAUAUGAAAAACAACUACUUGGAUGCUAUGACUAUAUGUAAGCAUUUUGGAUUUCCAGAUCUCUUCAUUACUUUUACUUGUAAUCCAAAAUGGCCAGAGAUCACAAGGUAUCUGAAGAAAAGGAAGUUAAAAGCUGAGGAUAGGCCAGACAUUAUUUGCAGGCUUUUCAAGAUGAAACUUGAAUCAUUGAUGGACGAUUUAACCAGAAAGAAUAUGCUAGGGAAGACUGUCGCAUCAAUGUAUACUAUCGAGUUUCAAAAACGUGGCCUACCCCAUGCUCACAUACUCUUAUUUCUUCACCCCACCUCCAAGCUUCCCAAUACAGACGACAUUGACAAGAUUAUAUGUGCAGAAAUACCGAACAAGGUUGAAGAGCCAGAACUCUAUGAAGUGAUUAAAGAUAUGAUGAUUCAUGGUCCUUGUGGAGCUGCAAAUAUGAAUUCUCCAUGUAUGGAGAAUGGAUUGUGUUCAAAGUCAUACCCAAAAUCGUUUUCUGCAAACACCACAAUCAAUAAGGAAGGGUUUCCUAUUUACAGAAGGCGUGAGAAAUCAGACAAUUAUGUUGAGAAGAAUGGCUUUAAGUGUGAUAACCGGUAUGUUAUUCCGUAUAACAAGAAGCUAUCUCUACGUUAUAGAGCUCACAUAAAUGUGGAGUGGUGCAAUCAAGCUGGUUCUAUUAAGUAUUUGUUCAAGUACAUUAAUAAAGGACAGGAUCGUGUAACUGUUGCUGUUGAACCUCCUGCUCACAUCAUUGACAGUAUGUUGGCAAGUGGUCAAGGAAAUUUAGCUACCGAACCUCCUACCAUUACAAAUGGGAAUGUGACUUCAAAUGUCGAGGGAAAUGUUGUUGACGGCACUGAAGGAAAUCUUGAGAAGAAGAAGAAUGAAAUAAAGGACUUUUUUGAUUGCAGAUAUGUCUCGGCUUGUGAGGGGACUUGGAGAAUUUUUAAGUUUCCAAUUCACUAUAGGUCUACAUCAGUUGAGAAGCUGAGUUUUCAUCUACCCGGGAAACAGAACAUAAUUUUCAAGGGGAAAGACAAACUCAAAGCUGUUAUCACCCGAAAACUCAUCGAGAAUACAAUGUUUCUGGCCUGGUUUGAGUUGAAUAAGAUUGAUGAUCUUGCGAAAACUCUAACCUAUGCUCAAAUACCAAACUACUUCACAUAUAACAAGAAGCAGAAGAAGUGGAUUAGGCGAAAAAGAGGCUUUAGCAUUGGGAGGAUUAACUAUGCUCCGCGGAAACAAGAAGAUGCUUACUUUUUGCGUGUGUUGUUGAACAUUGUGAAAGGCCCUACCUGCUACGAUGACUUUAAAACCUAUGAAGGUGUUCUUUACCCUAGCUACAAGCUGGCAUGUUUUGCUCGUGGAUUACUAGAUGAUGAUCAGGAGUACAUUGAUGAUAUUUUAAGGAGAAGUCAUGAAAGCACAGCAAGUGAACUGCGCCAAAUUUUUGUUAUGAUGCUGAUGAAUGACAGUUUGUCUAUGCCCGAGGUUGUGUGGGAACGUACAUGGCAUUGUCUUUCAGAAGAUAUCGAGUAUAAUCGCCGAAAGUUUUUCAAACGACCAGGGUUACAAACAACCCGCCAAGAUUCAAAUGUCUUGAUACUAGAUGAGAGAAACUACUCACGUGAAUUAUUGCUACAAACCGUUGAGGAAGAAAGCCGCAAAAUGACUGAUGAGCAAACUAAAGUUUAUGAUGAGAUCCUUUCGGCUGUAUAUGAGGGAACAGGUGGUAUGUUCUUUGUUGAUGGAUUUGGUGGUACUGGUAAAACAUUCUUGUGGAAAUUAUUGUCUGCAAGUAUUAGAAGUCGAGGAGAUAUUGUUUUAAAUGUUGCAUCAAGUGGCAUUGCUUCAUUGUUGUUGCAAGGUGGUAGGACUGCUCAUUCAAGAUUUGGGAUUCCAUUAAAUCCGGAUGAGUUUUCUUCGUGUACUAUGUCGCAUGGAUCUGAUCAGGCUAAUUUAGUGAAGGAGGCAUCACUCAUUAUAUGGGACGAAGCUCCAAUGAUGAGCAAGUUUUGCUUUGAAGCACUGGAUAGAAGCUUGUCUGACAUCAUGGGAAAAAUUAGCGACAAUCCUUUUGGUGGAAAAGUCAUUGUUUUUGGUGGUGAUUUUAGACACGUUCUCCCUGUAAUUAAUGGAGCUGCAAGACCAGAAAUUGUGUUGCAAACACUCAAUAGAUCAUAUCUUUGGGAACACUGCAAAGUGCUUAAGCUGACCAAGAAUAUGCGAUUGCUAACAGGUUGCUUGUCAGUUGAAGAUGCAAAGGAUCUAAAGGAGUUUUCUGAGUGGAUUCUAAAAAUAGGGGAUGGUAAAGUUAAUGAGCCUAAUGACGGGGAAGCAUAGAUUGAAAUACCCCCAGAGUUUUUGAUUACUGACGCAGACGAACCUAUAGAAGCGAUCAGCAAAGCUGUCUACGGUGAUUCUGUUUCACUUCAAGAUAACAAAGAUCCUAAGUUUUUCCAACAAAGAGCAAUUCUAUGUCCAACCAAUGAGGAUGUUAAUAUGAUCAACGAGUACAUGCUGGAUAAACUUCCUGGAGAUGAGAAGAUCUAUACUAGCGCAGAUAGUAUAGAUCCAUCAGAUAAAAUUGCUCUAAACAAUGAAGCAUUGGGUCCAGAUUUCCUUAACACUAUCAAGGUUUCUGGUUUGCCUAACCAUAGCCUGAGACUCAAGGUUGGUUGUCCUGUGAUGGUUUUAAGAAACAUUGAUCCUUCUGCUGGUUUGAUGAAUGGAACAAGGCUUAAGAUUACUGAGCUAAUGGAUUUUAUGGUUAAAGCAAAGAUUAUUACCGGAGCAAAGGUGGGCCACACAGUUGAUAUUCCUAGGUUGUUAAUAACACCAUCAGACACAAGACUGCCAUUUAAGAUGCGUAGAAGGCAAUUACCUCUGGCUGUGGCAUUUGCAAUAACUAUAAAUAAAAGUCAAGGUCAAUCAUUGUCUGAAGAGGGUAUCUUUCUCCCACGACCUGUGUUUUCACAUGGGCAGCUUUAUGUAGGUGUUUCAAGGGUUACAUCUAAAAAAGGUUUAAAGAUAUUGAUUGUUGGUAAAGAUGGUAAACCUCAGACUAAAACUAUGAAUGUUGUGUUCAAAGAGAUUUUUGACAAUCUCUGA
Messenger RNA from Raphanus sativus (radish), 5427 nucleotides. RefSeq lists its product as uncharacterized. Lineage: Eukaryota; Viridiplantae; Streptophyta; Magnoliopsida; Brassicales; Brassicaceae. Gene Ontology annotation, biological process: telomere maintenance; DNA repair. Gene Ontology annotation, molecular function: DNA helicase activity. The transcript has 12 exons. The record is from RefSeq and is a predicted model, not a curated record.